Molecule: messenger RNA, 1953 nt
Organism: Owenia fusiformis
Lineage: Eukaryota; Metazoa; Annelida; Polychaeta; Sabellida; Oweniidae
Source: the annotation of a GenBank genome assembly
AAAUGGAUCCUCAUCAAAGAGAUGCAGAAGCCGUCGGUUGUUGUGCAAAGUCAAAUUUAGAUACGGAUGAUAUUGGCAAAGCAACUACGUUCUGGCUGUUCAGCAUUAAACGCCCGCAUAUGCGAGCCUUCCAUGCUUCAUGGUUUGGAUUUUUCGUGGCAUUUCUUGGAUGGUUCUGCGUGCAACCUUUGAUUCCAAAAAUCAAAGAAGAUCUGGGAUUAAAAGACGAGGAGAUCGCAAACUCAGGUAUAGCGGCAGUAGCGGCAGUCAUUGUUAUACGGAUAUGUGCGGGUCCUUUAUGCGAUAGGUUUGGAGCGAGACGCGUCAUGAUCGGUCUCCUCGUAGCUGGGUCUAUCCCCGUAGGACUUACCGGGCUCGUCACUAACGGACUCGGGCUGAUCAUUGUCCGUCUCUUCAUCGGCAUUCUUGGAGGUGUCUUCGUUCCCUGCCAAAUGUGGACCAUAAAUAUGUUCAGUGAUAACAUCGUAGGAAGUGCUAACGCAUUGGCGGGCGGAUGGGGCAACCUUGGUGGCGGCGUUACAUUCCUUCUUAUGCCUCUUCUGUAUCAAUUGGUAUCUUAUUCGAAUCUGAGCCCAUCUGCAGUUUGGAAGGUCACAUUAGUAAUACCUGCCAGCGUCGGUUUGAUUCUGGCAAUACCGUAUUGGUUCUUUACGGAUGAUUGUCCUCAAGGCCCAUGGCACCUAAGGAAGACGCGAUUUGCAAAUGAAGUAAAAUACGACACAAAGAAAUUAGAUGGACAUGUUAAUAAGGCAUAUAGUACAUCAGACAGUGAAAACGAAAACAACACAGAGUUGUCGGUAACAGCAGUUGAAAAUAACGGAAACCUAAGCGUCUCUGGUAACAAAAAGAUGGAAGCUCAACAAGACGGUUGGCGUGGAAAUAUUGGUCUGAAAAUAUUAACAAUCAUCAUACUUUUCGUUCAGUACGCAGCUUGCUUCGGGGUGGAGAUAUCAGUGAACAGUAACCUUAACAUUUAUUUACUGAGAAAGUUCAAAAAACCCGGAUGUAACAUAACUGAUCUAACUGGUAAAGAUUCCUACAGUUGUUCGGUGCUUACUGCAGAGACAGCAAGUCUUAUAACUUCUCUCUUUGGUCUGAUGAAUCUUUUUGCCCGUUUCACUGGGGGUUUCCUAUCCGAUGUUUGUAACAAACGCUGGAAUUUGUCUGGUCGAAUCCUUGUCCAUUUUACAGUGUUCUUGCUCCAGGGAACUCUCAUGAUUAUAUUUGGUCAAAUGGACACGAUACCCUCUGCUAUCGCUGUGCUUAUUUUUUGGAGUAUGUGCGUUCAGAACGCAGAAGGGACAACUUACUCCUUGGUUCCGUUUGUUUUGCCUGAAAGGGUAGGCAUAGUAGCCGGUAUUGUAGCCGCUGGGGGUAAUGUAGGGGGGAUUUGCUGGAACACCCUUUGGAGAUUUAGUUUAGAUAAUAUGUCGCAAUACUUUACGAUAAUUGGCAGCAUAGUAAUAGGUACAGCCCUGCUAAAUAUUGUGUUGUUUGUUGGUGGUUACCAUAUAACCGACCCACUCUGUCAGAAACAAAAUGAAAAUACUACCGGUGGUCGCGAGGCACCCGAAGAAGAUGUUUCUGAAAAACAAGCAUGUCAAAUCGUCUCCUGCGAUUCAACAAAAUUGUGAAACAUUUUGUUAAAGAUCUUGUGAUGACUUCUACUCAACUCAUACAAGCGCACCGUAUCGUCAGCACAAAUGUAAUGUAUAAAUGUUCUAAUGGACCUUUCCAAUAAACCCUGGAUGAUAUCAAUAUCAUCCCCGAUAUUACCCCUUUAAUCCCGAUGGACGUUCGAAUACGAUUUCUUUGGGGAAAUAUCGAUGCAAAUUCUAGUAAAAUUGAAAAAAACGAUAAAGCGUCACUUGGGGCAUACGAGAAUUUUGAAAAUCGUAAUUUUCCAUUUUUGUAUUACCCGAAUUUUCUCAU